AUGGCUCAACAGAAGCAGCAAAGCUACGACUGGACGCUACUACCCGUGACGCAGAAGUCGUCAGCGAAGAGAAAGCAGCACAUCAAGCGGCCGAUGAACGCGUUCAUGGUGUGGGCGCAGGCGGCGAGGCGCAAGCUCGCCGACCAGUACCCGCAGCUGCACAACGCCGAGCUGAGCAAGACGCUGGGGAAGCUCUGGAGGAUUCUGAGUGAGGAGGAGAAACAGCCCUUCAUCGAGGAGGCAGAGAGGCUCCGAAACGCCCACAAGAAGGACCACCCCGAGUACAAGUACCAGCCGCGCCGCCGCAAGCCGCCCAAGACGUCGGCUGCGAUGGGGGUGGGCGUGGGCGUGGCGGCCGUGUCCCCAGGCAGUGACGCCGAUCUACCCUCCACCUCCGGCGUCAGCUCCACCUCUCCGGACAUCGGACGCUGCCACAGGUACGCAGUGUCUGCAUCUUGA
This is a messenger RNA of Schistocerca americana (American grasshopper), 459 nucleotides long. Its product is annotated as transcription factor SOX-10-like. Gene Ontology annotation, biological process: regulation of transcription by RNA polymerase II. Gene Ontology annotation, cellular component: nucleus. The coding region runs from base 1 to 459 and encodes 152 amino acids. The record is from RefSeq and is a predicted model, not a curated record. The transcript has 4 exons. NCBI's taxonomy places the organism in Eukaryota, Metazoa, Arthropoda, Insecta, Orthoptera, Acrididae. Gene Ontology annotation, molecular function: DNA-binding transcription factor activity, RNA polymerase II-specific; RNA polymerase II cis-regulatory region sequence-specific DNA binding.